This is a messenger RNA of Saxophila tyrrhenica, 1872 nucleotides long. RefSeq names its product Alpha subunit of the F1 sector of mitochondrial F1F0 ATP synthase. Gene Ontology annotation, biological process: proton motive force-driven ATP synthesis. The coding region runs from base 1 to 1872 and encodes 623 amino acids. Gene Ontology annotation, molecular function: ATP binding; proton-transporting ATP synthase activity, rotational mechanism; ADP binding. Lineage: Eukaryota; Fungi; Ascomycota; Dothideomycetes; Mycosphaerellales; Extremaceae. The record is from RefSeq and is a predicted model, not a curated record. The transcript has 3 exons.
AUGAGUAGCUCAAUCAGCACGCUCCGCCAGACCAUUGACGACCUUACCAUGGAAAUGGUCAGCAUCGAGGCGCCCGACUGGUACAUCAACCCAGACUUCACCGCUGUGCUCCAAAGCGAAGGCCCCUCGAUUUUUGCCGCUACACCGCUGAACUUCAUGCCUGGCCUUCAGGAUGUCCUCGCUGCCGAUGGCCCACCAACGUCUGAGUACUUCAUGUCUGCUCCCACGCCUGCCGGGAAGUACUGGGCUAUUUACGGCGCUCUCUUGACCAAGGAAGGUCAUCCACCAAAGCUCUGCAUCGGCUCCGGCACCAACGCCCAGACUGGCUACCUCACUCGCAUCAAGCACUAUGAAGACAAGACUCACGUACAUCUGCCCCGUUUCGUACGUCUCGCAUACGACAAGGGCUUCGAGCUGGCUCAUAUCGGCGCCAUCUGCUGGGCUCCCAUCCCUUCAGCGGCCAUCCUUCCACGAGCACGCCUUCGCUUUGUCGCUGUCGAAGCGGUCUUCACCAACGUCUUCUACUCGGCCUUCGCCUCUAUGAUGGAUCAUCUCUGGGUGGACCUCGUGCCUUGGACCCGCGACCAAAUCAGUUGGGACCCGGCCAACAGCCAUACUCCGCUCAAUGAAGGCCCUGCUGGAGACCUCAAGCUCACGCCCAAUGAGCUACUCAUUUCGGAGGCUGCCCGAACCGCCAGGAAUCGUAAAUGGCGCAAGGCAUACCGUCUCAAGUACCCAGAGGCAACCAAGGGCUGGCUCAAGGCUCACUACGACCGCGAGCGUGCGAAGGAUGAGGAGGCAUUUCUCGCCAGGUUCCGCGCAAAGACCCAGGCUUGGUCGGACAAGAACCGCGACAAGGUCCGCUCUGGGGUCAUCAAGCGCCGCGCGAAGGCCAAAGCUGCUCGCAGCUUCCACUGUACGAUCUGCAACGAGUCACUCGAUAGUCCGUCGGCUCUCCAAAAGCAUGAGAAGACAGCUGGUCACCUGCACGCCGUCGCAGUCUCCGAGGGUCGGGCCCAGCCCCUGGAGAGGAACGCCCAGGCCCAGCGCAGCGCAGCCUCGGUGGCCAAAGCGAAGGCAGAGAAGCGCAACUUCUGCAGGGCUUGUAACAAGCCAUACGCAUCGCCGGCUGCCCUGGCCACCCACCGGAAGUCGAAGCAAGCCGUGGCCUACCGCCAGAUGUCCCUGCUUCUCCGUCGUCCACCAGGGCGUGAGGCUUACCCCGGCGACGUCUUCUACCUCCACUCUCGUCUCCUCGAGCGUGCCGCCAAGAUGAGCGACAAGUUCGGUGGCGGCUCUCUCACCGCUCUUCCCAUCAUCGAGACCCAGGGUGGUGACGUGUCCGCCUACAUCCCGACCAACGUCAUCUCCAUUACCGACGGCCAGAUCUUCUUGGAAGCCGAACUCUUCUACAAGGGUAUCCGCCCAGCCAUCAACGUCGGUCUGUCUGUGUCCCGUGUCGGUUCCGCCGCCCAGCUCAAGUCCAUGAAGCAAGUCGCCGGUUCUCUCAAGCUCUUCUUGGCCCAAUACCGUGAGGUUGCCGCCUUCGCUCAGUUCGGUUCCGAUCUGGAUGCCGCCACCAAGCAGACUCUCAACCGUGGUGAGCGUCUGACGGAGUUGCUCAAGCAGAAGCAGUACAGCCCCAUGGCCGUCGCCGAGAUGGUGCCACUCAUCUACGCCGGUGUCAACGGCCACCUCGACAGCGUUCCCGUCAACAAGAUCACCACAUGGGAGGCUGACUACCUGUCACACCUCCGCACCAACGAAUCAGGCCUGAUGGAACAGAUCGACAAGGAGGGCUCGCUCAGCAAGGAGCUGGAGAACAAGUUGAAGGAGAGUGUGCAGAGCUUCGUCAAGAGCUUCACGUCAUAA